This is a messenger RNA of Pelobates fuscus (common spadefoot toad), 2332 nucleotides long. It is a transcript of the gene GABRA3, whose product is annotated as gamma-aminobutyric acid type A receptor subunit alpha3. Gene Ontology annotation, biological process: gamma-aminobutyric acid signaling pathway; synaptic transmission, GABAergic; nervous system process. Bases 414 to 1817 code for a protein of 467 amino acids. Gene Ontology annotation, molecular function: GABA-A receptor activity; benzodiazepine receptor activity; inhibitory extracellular ligand-gated monoatomic ion channel activity. The transcript has 10 exons. Lineage: Eukaryota; Metazoa; Chordata; Amphibia; Anura; Pelobatidae. The record is from RefSeq and is a predicted model, not a curated record. Gene Ontology annotation, cellular component: neuron projection; dendrite membrane; postsynapse.
CAGUUUCUCCCACUGUCACCAUAUGAUGUCAGCCUAUUCCGUCCUCCAUUCUUUGCAUUCGGAGACUGGAAGCUGCCGGUUGGAUAGAAGGGAGACCGAGACUGUAUAUUCAAUUUAAAAAAGCGGCAUCACCUCCUCCACUACAGUAUACGCAUUACAAUCAGGAACCAGGGAUCCUUUAUUCCAUAAUCAUCACCGGCUGCCUAGUGGAUAUAUAUUUUCACCAGCCAGUAGAUCAUUGAAAGUGUGGAUUAGGAGGUCGUUCGUUGAGUUCCACGUUAAUCUUUUUUUUUUUUUUACAAACAAAAUGCACCUCUAGGAUUGCUGUAUAGAGCUGUACACAACGUCUUUUGCACCGCUACAGAACGUGAACAAUUGAUUGGUAAGGUUUUGAAGAUACUUUUCAGUUUGUUAUGGCACGGGGACAGGAAGAUAUAUCUCUGCUAUCUGUGGUUGUGGUAGGAUUUCUUCUGAGGAUGUGUCUACUACCAUCUGGCAAAGGACUUUCUCCCAAACAUGCUCCGGAAGUGCUUGAUGACAGUAAAGACAAUAUCACCAUAUUUACAAGGAUUCUUGACAGAUUAUUGGAUGGCUAUGAUAAUAGACUAAGACCAGGACUUGGGGAUGCAGUAACAGAAGUGAAGACUGAUAUUUAUGUGACCAGCUUUGGGCCAGUCUCUGACACAGAUAUGGAGUACACAAUAGAUGUGUUCUUCAGACAGAGUUGGCUGGAUGAAAGAUUAAAAUUUGAUGGACCAAUGAAAACACUACCUCUGAAUAACCUGCUGGCUAGCAAGAUUUGGACACCAGAUACCUUCUUUCAUAAUGGGAAAAAAUCAGUUGCUCACAACAUGACUACACCUAAUAAACUGCUGAGGCUCAUUGACAAUGGAACUCUUCUGUACACAAUGAGGCUAACAAUUCAUGCUGAGUGUACAAUGCACCUUGAGGAUUUCCCAAUGGAUGUUCAUGCUUGUCCCCUCAAAUUUGGCAGUUAUGCCUACCCUAAAACAGAGGUAGUUUAUUCCUGGACAAAUGGUUCUGAUAAAUCUGUGGCUGUGGCCCCCGAUGGCUCCCGUCUAAAUCAGUAUGAUCUUCUGGGCUUGGUGGUAGGAACUGAGACAAUACGUUCAAGCACAGGUGAAUAUAUUGUUAUGACUACUCACUUCCAUCUCAAGCGUAAGAUUGGAUACUUUGUCAUUCAAACAUACCUUCCAUGUAUAAUGACUGUAAUCCUGUCACAAGUAUCUUUUUGGCUAAAUCGGGAAUCUGUUCCCGCCAGGACGGUGUUUGGAGUCACCACUGUUCUAACAAUGACUACACUAAGCAUCAGUGCCAGAAAUUCUCUGCCCAAGGUUGCCUAUGCUACAGCGAUGGAUUGGUUUAUGGCAGUGUGCUAUACAUUCGUCUUCUCUGCACUUAUUGAGUUUGCGACAGUCAAUUAUUUCACCAAGAGGGGCUGGGCCUGGGAUGGGAAGAGAGUGCAGGAAGGGCAUGCUUUCAAGAAAAAGGACCCCAUAAUCUUGUCUAAGAAGUCUAACACAACAUAUAACAUAGUGGGAACAACAUAUACACUGAGCGUCAAGGAACCGGUUCUUACUACCAUUGCCAAGAGUGCAACACUUCCUCUACCUAGUGUUCCAACACAAUGCCUUGAGCACAAACAUCUGGAUGGCAAGAAAACCUAUAACAGCGUGAGCCGCAUUGACAAGAUAUCUCGCAUAAUCUUCCCUGUGCUUUUUGCCAUUUUCAAUCUAGUCUACUGGGCCACAUAUGUCAAUCGAGAGUCGGCUAUCAAAGGCAUGAUUCCCAAGUAAUUGAUUUUAGCUCUCUCAAUUUGCUCAUUAACUAUAAGGGGAGAUAAACCUCUUAUCUACCAGACGGAACAUUAUGGUGGUGAGGGAGAUAACAUUUUAUAUAAAUGUAUUCACUGUGAAGCGUACCUCCAAGGAGGCAUUUGUACGUUUGUUUGUGCUUUGUUUCUUAUGUUGGAGUUUGGUAUGACUGACCAAGUGUUUGCAGAUGUGGUUCCCAAAAUCUCCAUAAUCUUAAAUGUAAACCUUUGUUUAGGCAUGGGUACAUAUUUUAGCUUAUGUGCUAUAAGUAUACCCACCAGUCUCAAACCCCUUAAUAGGCACUUAUGUUCUAAAGCUAAUUCCUGCACUCACUUUCUCCUGUAACUGCUACUUCUUACAAUUAAGUCAAUUAAGUUAGCUGAUAUUAUUCUUUCCUUGAUAAAAUAUUUUGUUACUUAACUAUUUAGUUUUAACAUUUGACAGCCAAUAUUUUAAACUGAUAUAUACUGAGAUUAAGUAUUUAAAAGGAUUGCGUU